Molecule: messenger RNA, 972 nt
Organism: Centruroides sculpturatus (bark scorpion)
Lineage: Eukaryota; Metazoa; Arthropoda; Arachnida; Scorpiones; Buthidae
Exons: 6
Coding region: 535-972 (145 amino acids)
Source: RefSeq, a predicted model, not a curated record
AUAAACUUGUGAUUGAAAAUAUAAAGGAUUCGGAUGUUAUAACCUGUGUGAACCUAACAAUCGAGACAUCGGAUAACGUCAGACCAGAUAGAGUUAGCAGAAUCAUUUGGCCCAAAUCAAAUCUCGAACACAAAGAAGUCCCCAAAAUUUUUCCUUUUAUAUAAAUAACAUGACAGGAAUGUAAUAGAAAUUAAGCUUGAUUAAAUGAUUACUUCGUGUUUUUGACUUUAUUUACUGGUUGGAAACAGUAAUUUUCUCUUUCGACCAACGACAAUAUAUCAACAACUAUUUAAAUAUCAGAUAAUACAGCUUCUCUUCCUCAGUUGCCGGAUGCGAGGAACUUCACGUCAGUGAAUUUGGUAGUUCGCGUAUCCUGUAUGGAACAAUAUAAACUGUCCGACAGUGACACUAUUGUUAUGAAUUUCUGUGAAAGUAUCUCUGGACAUUUAGUGUAAAUUGUUACAAUUCGACAGUCGAAACAUGACGGAUCGAAUGUUGCUGGAUUUCUCUUAAUAUUACAAACUUAGGAUCAAAAUGGCAAUGAAUAUACUCAAGGUUAUACUUCUCUUAACGACAGUUUUUGAAAAUAUCUAUGGUAAAGAAUGCGAUUCGAAAUUGAACACGUGUAUCCAUAUUGUUCAACCUUUCUUGCAUUUACAUCAAUACAUGUUUCCCGUCAACAUUUCGGAUAUUCAAAACGUUUGCAAACGUUGGAGCGAAUUAAUGGAAUGUGUUCGUAUAUUUAUGAACGACUGUUCUACGGUUAAUCAAAAGAAUAAGUUUAAUGAUGCCGUUCGAAUACCUGUUCACGUAGUUCAUGCCAUUUGCAGUUCAGAAAAAUAUCAAAAAGAUUAUUUAGAUAUUGCUGAAUGUUUCAAAGAAGUAUCAGUGAAUCAUUGUGGGCCUUCAUAUCAGAGAAUGAUCGAUCGAGCAUCCGAUCCUCAUAUUAAAUAUCACGACGUUUGCUGGUAA